CUUGGAGCUGCUGAGGAGUGAGGAUCUGCUGCUGUGGUGUCUGCUGCAGCUGCUGUGGAGCUUCUGCUGGUGGGGUCAUCAUGGGCAACGACACUGGAACCUUCAGAAAACACAACAGUGUGAUGUGCAUGUGUGACCAAACUGAGCAAACAACCUCCUCAUCAGUUAUCAUCGACACAUAACCUCAGUCAGGGGGCAGUGAUACUCCCAGUAAGGUCAAAGCUGUCAGAAGAAGAAGAAGCCACUGGUCUUUUUUUUUUUUUUUUUGUCGGCUCGCUACCAUGGGCCAUAUAUGAAGAGGUUGCUACCUGCUAACUCAUUGCUAACAAGCGAGUAUUUCCUGCCUGUGACUGGACACAGCUAUGGACGUCGACACGUUAUUGGAAGCGUUUCAAGAUUUCGAGAAGAAAGGAAAGAAGGAGACUUGCCCUUUACUAGAGCAGUUCCUGUGUCAUAUUGCCAAGACAGGGCAAGCAAUGAUCCCAUGGCCACAGUUCAAAACGUACUUCAUGUUCAAGUUGGAAAAAGUCAUGGAUGAUUUCCACGCCUCGACACCAGAGCAGAGAGGACCACAUAAUCCCAACGUAGAGUAUGUUCCCUUUGAAGAAAUGAAGAAGAGGGUCUUAAAAAUAGUGGAUGGUUACAAUGGAAUCCCAUUCACCAUCCAGCGUCUGUGUGAGCUGCUUACUGACCCGAAGCGAAACUACACAGGAACAGACAAGUUUCUCAGGGGUUUGGAGAAGAAUGUAAUGGUCGUCAGCUGUGUGUACCCCACGUCGGAGAAAAAUGGAGCGUCCAAUGUAAGCCGAAUGAAUGGAGUGAUGUUUCCUGGUAACUCUCCUCUAUAUUCAGACAGUCGAAAUGUGAAUGGACCAAGCACACCAAAGCCACUGACCAGACCAAAGCUGUCGCUGUCAACAUCACUGUCCACCAAUGGGCUCCCUGACUGUCCAGUCAGCAAAGAGUCUGAGCCAACCACGGAAGAAAUGGAGGAGCACCGUGUCAGUGAAUCCUCGCUGUCAGACGGAGCAUCCAGUGGGAUAAAGAACAAACACCCAGAGGAGGAAGAGGAUUCUGAUUCUGUCAAGCAAGAGGCCAAGAGGCUGAAGUUUAAUGAGAAGGAAGAAGAUGAACCUGCAAGUGAAGACAACGAGUCCUCUUGUCAUAAAGGGCCAGAGAGUAUGACGGAGACACCGGCGUCUUCAGGAAGCUCCUGUGGUCCGGAGUACAAAAGUGGGACAUCGUGUGACACACCUAGCGCUGCAGACAAUCCUGAGCCCAGCAGCGUACUGACAGAACCUUCAGAAGGGGAAGGAGACUCAUCUGAGGCCGGUGCUGUCGACAGUGAGCAAGUUAAUAGUGACAGCCCCGUGGACCAGUCUGAGCAGCCUGCUCCAUCAGAGGACAGUGCAAACGUAGAGCAGGACAAUGUGGAGAGCAGCAGCAGCAGUGACGGAGAGGGUUUAACCAGCGACAAGCAGGACCCAUCUUCUGGUAAUUCACCCGACUUGUCAACAGAGGGUGGUGCUGACAUUUCAAGCAGUGAAGAGACUGCAAUAAAGCCUGGAGAACAUGACUGACCUGAAAGCAGCCUGCAAAUGGACUAUUUUACACUGUAUGAUACCACACCAAGGGUAUAUCUGUAGCACUGUGGGCCUUUAGGCUUCAGGACCAGGAGCAGUGUGGACCCUUGAGAUUCCUGAGGAUCUUCUUAAGUUACAAACUCUCAAGGCCACACAUCACCUGGUCAUUAAACUGGAAGGAGAUGAUUUUAAAAUGAUCAUUGAGACUGCCUUUUUCACUGUUGACUAGAAGUUUUUCUAAUCUAAUUUUUAUAUAUAUAUAUAUAUGGAUAUUAUAACUAUUGGCAACAUGUAUAUUCAGUAAUUUCAUAAAUUGGCAUGUAUUUCCCAAAAAAGGAUACAUUUCAUAGUUGGAUUUGUGUUUUAUUCCUGAGCACAUUGCUUUGAGCUUUGACUGUAUUUCUGAUGAAUGUGUCUGUCUCCGUGUGAAUGAGGACACCUGCCAUUGUGAAUGGAUUCGCAGAUGUCUGCUUUUUCUAUGAAGCACACACCACAAAUUAUAUUUCCUACUAACAUUAUGUUGCACUUACAUGCAUUAACGUUGACUCCCUGAACGAUGUGGAAAUUUUAAAUUUGGUUUUGCUUGGUCACUGUAUGAAGCCGACCAAACAUAAUGUUGCCAGUAGUAACCAGCUUGGUUAGAUAGAGUAUUGGUUUGGCUUGAUGGUGUCCAUUUUCUGCAUCUAACUCUGUAAACAAAAGGUACUUUUACACUUUGAGUAUGCCAUACCAUAGUUGUACAACUGUCACUUUUGAUAAUUAGGAUUUUUACAGCACAUAUCUGUAAAUGAGUUUUUGUAGUCUUGUUAUACACGUCCACUGCCUUCAUGAGACUGAUAGUUGCUGGAAAUGGAAGGCUUGAGCUUGUGUUUAUAGUUUUCAUUGAAAGCAAUAAAUGCUAAACAUUUGAAGUGUA
Mugil cephalus (flathead mullet) is the source of this 2499-nucleotide messenger RNA. RefSeq names its product serine/threonine-protein phosphatase 4 regulatory subunit 2-A-like. Bases 363 to 1580 code for a protein of 405 amino acids. NCBI's taxonomy places the organism in Eukaryota, Metazoa, Chordata, Actinopteri, Mugiliformes, Mugilidae. Gene Ontology annotation, biological process: protein dephosphorylation. Gene Ontology annotation, cellular component: protein phosphatase 4 complex; cytoplasm; nucleus. The transcript has 11 exons. The record is from RefSeq and is a predicted model, not a curated record. Gene Ontology annotation, molecular function: protein phosphatase regulator activity.